Molecule: messenger RNA, 4126 nt
Organism: Hemibagrus wyckioides
Lineage: Eukaryota; Metazoa; Chordata; Actinopteri; Siluriformes; Bagridae
Gene: setd4
Product: SET domain containing 4
Exons: 10
Coding region: 2069-3358 (429 amino acids)
Biological process (GO): peptidyl-lysine trimethylation; positive regulation of transcription by RNA polymerase II; peptidyl-lysine dimethylation
Molecular function (GO): protein binding; histone H3K36 methyltransferase activity; histone H3K4 methyltransferase activity
Source: RefSeq, a predicted model, not a curated record
UUAACUUAAAUACGGCAUUAGCUGAAUAAUAGAAAGUCAUGAUGUUUAAAAGAAAGAAUAGAUAUGUCUUAGCACUUUAUCAGUUUAUCAUUUUAUUUAGAUCUAUCUUUAGGCUUAUUUAAUUUAAGGCUUUUGUACAUAUUGGGUAUGGAAAAAUAUUCAAAAGGGUCCUAUAUGUCAGGGGUUUUCAGAAUCAAAGACAGUGGGCCUCCUUUUUGACACAACAUACAUUUGCCUACUUUUAUCAACUGUGUUAACAUUAAAAAUUAAAAGUUAGGUUAUUAUCUCAAUAAUAACGUUGUGUUUUCUGACCGUUUUUUCAAAGGCUAUAAGGUAUUUUAGUCACGUGGUGUGAAAGCGGUGCUGUGCAGACCGACAGGUGUAUGACAUUAAAGUAUCGCAAGAGUGGUUCUAGAGCAUAUUCGAGGGCACACUCUCGCGGUAUUUUGGUGUGUGUGUGUGUGUGUGUGCGUGCACAGAGAGAUGUCAGUCAAAAGUCAUUUCUUUUCGGUUCUAAUUCUUCAUUCUUCUCAGCAACACUUUGCAAACUAACUGAUGUUUCUCUAUCAGCGCACAUGUUUGCGAAAUUAACAAGUGGAUAAUCGGGGCAUUGAUAAGGACAUGCCUACAAACUAUUUUAGGCCAAUUAAAAGUCUUUAUUCGCUCCUCACAACGUAACAUGCAACAAACACCCCUUGAACACCCAGAAGAUUUUUUUUGGUAAUGGCAGCUUUGAACAAUCGUGACCUCUCUAAUCAUAAUCGAUUAAUUGUGCAGCCCUAGUUAAGACUCUGGGUUACUGAUCAGAAGGCUGGAGGUUCCAAGCCCAAGCUGCUAGUGUUGAGCACUUGAGCAAGUUUCUGAACCCUCUGUACUCCAGGGAUGCUGUAACAUGGCUGACCCUGUGCUCUAAUACCAGCUGAGAUCUUCACCUCUAACCCCAGCUUUCUAACAAGCUUGGAUAUGUGGGAGAAACUUCACUGUGCUGUAAAGUACAGUGAUCAGCCAUAACAUUAUGACCACCUGCCUAAUAUUGUGUUGUUCCCCCUUUUGCUGCCAAAACAGCUCUGACCCGUCAACGCUUGGACUCCACUAGAUCCCCGAAGGUGUUGCUGUGGUAUCUGGCACCAAGAUGUUAGCAGCAGAUCCUUUAAGUUCUGUAAGUUGCGAGGUGGGGCCUCUAUGGAUCGGACUUGUUUGUCCAGGACAUCUUACAGAUGCUCGAUUGGAUUGAGAUCUGGGGAAUUUGGAGGCCAAGUCAACACCUCAAACUAGUUGUUGUGGUCAUCAAACCAUUCCUGAACCAUUUUUGUUUUGUGGCACGGUGCAUUAUCCUGCUGAAAGAGGCCACAGCCAUCAGGGAAUACUGUUUCCAUGAAAGGGUGUACAUGGUCUGUAACAAUGCUUAGGUAGGUGGUACGUGUUAAAGUAACAUCCAGAUGGAUGGCAGGACCCAAGGUUUCCCAGCAGAACAUUGCCCAAAGUAUGACACUGCCUCCACCGGCUUGCCUUCUUCCCAUAGUGCGUCCUGGUGCCAUGUAUUCCCCAGGUAAGCGAUACACACACACCCGGCCAUCCAUGCGAUUUAAAAGAAAAUGUGAUUCAUCAGACAAGGCCACAUUCUUCCAUUGCUCCUGUUGGUCCAGUUCUGUUGCUCACUUGCCUAUUGUUGGCACUUUUGGUGGUGCACAGGGGUCAGCAAACCAGUCAAGGGUCUGCGGCUAUGCAGCCCCAUACACAACAAACUGUGAUGCACUGUGUAUUCUGACACCUUUCUAUCAGAACCAGCAUUAACGUCUUCAGCAAUUUGAGCAACAGUAGCUCAUCUGUUAUAUCAGACCACACGGGCCAACCUUCGCUCCCCACGUGCAAUCAGUGAGCCUUGGCCACACAUGACCCUGUCACCACUGUUCCUUCCUUGGAACACAUUUGAUAGAUACUGACCAAUGCAGACCGAGAACACCCCACAGUACCUGCAGUUUUGGAGAUUCUCUUCAGCUGUCAGUGGUCAUAAUAUUAUGGCUGAUCAGUGUAUAUGUGACAAAUAAAGACUUAGCAUGACCUCAAGAUGACCCUGUCUCGUGAAGAAUCCUUCGUGGAUUUGAGAAGAUGGCUUAAACAAAAAGGAUUCAGUUCUAAGUGUUUAAUUCCAGCAAGCUUUACAGAUACAGGAAGAGGCCUGAUGGCUGCACAACCCAUUAAGGCCAAUGAGUUGGUGAUUUCCUUACCCGAGAGGUGUUUGCUGACUACGAGCUCGGUUCUGAAGAGUUACAUGGGGGAAUACAUAAAGAGGUGGAAGCCUCCAGUAUCUCCUCUCACCGCACUUUGUUCAUUCCUUAUCUCUGAGAGAUAUUUUGGAGACAUUGCAGAAUGGAGCCCAUAUAUUAAAGUCCUCCCUAAAUCCUAUACAUGCCCAGUUUAUUUCUCAAAUGACAUCAUGGACCUCUUGCCUCUAGAUGUUCGAAUAAAGGCGGUGUCACAAAAAGAACAGUUAGAGGAGCUUUAUUCCUCUUCGCUGCCAUUCUUCUUGUCCCUUCAACCCAUUUUUACUGAGCCUGUAGAAGGUGUGUUUACUCAGGAUGCAGUCCGGUGGGCAUGGUGCAGCGUAAAUACUCGUACGGUGUAUAUGGAGCACGCCCAGAGCGAUUUCCUCUCACGGGAGAAGAAUGUCUUUGCCCUGGCACCCUAUCUGGACUUACUGAACCAUUGUCCUGAUGUACAGGUUCAUGCAGGGUUCAGUGAGCUGUCCCGUUGCUACGAGAUCAGAAGUGUUCACGGCUGUAAAAAAUUCCAGCAAGCCUUCAUCUGCUACGGUCCCCAUGACAACCAGCGUCUCCUUUUGGAAUACGGUUUUGUUGCCCCUGGUAAUCCGCACAGCGUGGUGUACAUUGACUUGGGUACUCUGAAGCUGUGUUUUAACGAAGUAGAUCGACAGCUACAGCAGAAACUUCUUUUCCUGAAGGACAAUGAUUUUCUAAGAAACCUGACCUUUGGUGUAGAUGGGCCUUCAUGGAGGCUGAUGACGGCACUUAGGCUGCUGUCCCUGAAGCCAGAACAAUACUCCUGUUGGAAAAGUAUCCUCCUGGGGGCACCAGUGAGCCAGGACAGAGAGGACUGGUGCAUCCACAAGGCUCAGAUGCUGUGCCAGCAUCUCUGUGAUGACAAUAGCAAUUCACUGUUGAGGAUAGCUCAGCUGAAAGGCGGUGUCGAGGGCGCUCGGCUGGAGCAGCUCUGUGUGGUCGAGACCCUGAGACUCGAGGAACGAGCGGUUUUAGAACGCUCCGAACAAGUUCUCCGAAACCUUCUGCCUCAGCCAUCGCCAUGGCAACCGAACAGUAUCGAGAACAUGGAACAUUAAAGGAGCCAGAGGAUAUUGUCACUACUCGUGUUCCUGCCAAGACCCGGACAACUGAGCCAAGUCGGAGCAAAGGGAACUUUUGACAUUUCUUGGUGUGGAAAAUAGCCAGUCACUAUGGAAGCCUUGGAGUUUAGUCUGUCUGUCUUUAAAAAUAGGCAGAUUCUUUUUGCGCUGCUGGAUCUUUCAUUAUCAUCACACAAAUAUGGAACAGACUUGGUCUAAACACGAGCAUGCCCGUGUGGAAACGUCUGGAAUGGACAUGAAGAGAAGGGUAUUAAUGGUCUAGCAGCCCUGUGUUUUUCAGAAAUCGAAAGAUUUACAUCAAUUUAAGGUUUCAUUUUUCCACAUCAGAUUAUUUGCUGUUAAAAAAAGCCUUCAAGUGGAUUGUUUUGUACUACUGUGUACUUCACCACCACAGGCUGAGAAAGAUACUGAAAUAACACUGGGGCUGAAUUUCCCCUUGCCCAGACUGUAGAUUCAUGCCUAUUAGUGUGAGAGAAAUGCUCUCUAGAUUUCACAUGCAGAUGCACGAAAAGCAUGAAAUUCAGUCACAUAUGUAAUAAACAUAUUAAAAACAAGCUGUAUUGAUUAAUCCACCAUCCUAAGUUACAUUAUGGUUGGUAUUCUGUAGAAACACCACUUUAAUCUAAUACAUUAAUGCGAAUUUUCUAGUUUUCAAUCAAGUUAAGCAUGAUUUGGCAAGCUCCAGAUUUUAACAAUAAACUAAGCACACGCUGUGGAUAAAACUUGUCCUAGAUUGUUGGAGAG